Molecule: messenger RNA, 3324 nt
Organism: Kazachstania africana CBS 2517
Lineage: Eukaryota; Fungi; Ascomycota; Saccharomycetes; Saccharomycetales; Saccharomycetaceae
Gene: GDH2
Product: glutamate dehydrogenase (NAD(+))
Exons: 1
Coding region: 1-3324 (1107 amino acids)
Cellular component (GO): mitochondrion
Molecular function (GO): L-glutamate dehydrogenase (NAD+) activity
Source: RefSeq, a predicted model, not a curated record
AUGACAUUGAUUUCCAAUGUAUUGAAUGGUGACACCACCAGCAAUCAUAAUAGGAACAAUAUUAGCCUCCCUGUUGACAUUUCAAGCCUUUCUAUAUCGUCGCUAUCUGACUACCACGUUUUCGAUUAUUCUGCGAAGGACCUACAGCGUGAACAAGUGAUCGAUCUCCUGGAUCAACAAGGUUUUAUUCCUGACGAGUUAAUAGAAUAUGAGGUUAAUUGGUUUUACAAUUCCUUAGGAAUCGAUGACUUGUUUUUCUCAAAAGAAAAACCAGAAAUGGUGGCUAAUUUAAUUAACUCACUUUAUGCUUCAAAAUUGGAUUCAUACAUUAAAUUGAAUCUUUACAAAUCUCCUGAACAUGUAACUUCAGAGAAAGAACGUCUCCAACAACAACUCGAUAAAAGUGAAGACGAUUCAAAAGGUAAACGUAAGGGUGUUCAUAAGUGUUUCAAUAUUAAGAACAAAAUUUUUAAAGAUCCAGGAACUAAUCAUGCUAUUCUAAUGGAAUCAAAUUCCGACGGUAAAACAAAUUCAAGGGACUUAUUGUCCUUUCCUGCUUAUGAAUUGGAUACCGAGGUAGACAAUCUAUUUCUUGAUAAUAAACUGAAGCCUUGUCCCAGAUUAUUGUCAUUUUGGUCUCCGGAAAGUGAAUUGAAAUUAACAUUCAUUUAUGAUACACAAUUUCCGGAACCACCUGAUAUCGACGGUCAUGGUACCUAUAUUACCCCCGAGCAGUUAGCUAACGGCGAUAUUGACAGUAUUAGUGAUUUAACCUUAUCAACGAUGUCUUCUAUUGAAAAUAAAAAGCUUUACGGUCGUUUGCUAAACUUGGUACAGGAACGAGAAGGUCCUAUCAUAAAAACUGCCCAUUCGGUUGAAAAUAAGGAUGAAAUUAGACUACUUGUCGCUUAUAAAAGAUUUACAACCAAAAAUUACUACUCUUCUCUAAAUUCUUUAUUCCAUUAUUAUAAAUUGAGACCAUCAAAGUUUUAUGUUGAAUCUUUUAAUCUAUCUAAGGCAACUAAUGUUAUCAUUUUUUCAAUUUAUUUAAACAAGUCACAACAAUGUCCAUCUCUUUUACCUCAUGAUUUAGAAUUAUCAAUAAAGCAAAUUGAAAGAGAAGCUUCGUUAUUGUAUACAAUUCCUAACCAUUCAUUUAUAAAAGUGUUUGAACAACGUCAAUUUUCUCCACAGGAGGCAAUAUACGCACAUAUUGGUUCAAUUUUCAUAAAUCACUUUAUUAAUCGAUUAGGCUCUGACUAUAAUAAUUUACUCAAUGCUUUAAACCCAAAAGCUAAUGAUACUUGCACUCUGGAAAUUAUUACCAACUUCAAAAAAAAAUUAAGAAAUGAAACGUUUACUCAAAUAAUGAUUAAUAAUUGUUUGAUGAAACACUAUAAGAUCGUAUCCAAAUUGUAUAAAAAUUUUGCCGAAACACAUUACUAUCAGAAUGUCAAUGAAAAUAUCGAAGCAACUUUAUCAUACAAGAGAUUAUCAAAAUUGGAACCAUUCCAGAAUGAUCAGGAAUUUGAAGCCUAUUUGAAUAAAUUUUUACCAAACGAUUCACCUGAUUUAUUAAUUCUUCAAACGUUAAACCUUUUCAAUAAAUCGAUUUUAAAAACUAAUUUUUUCUUCACAAGGAAAGUUGCCAUCUCCUUCAGGUUGGAUCCUAAGAUAAUUAUGCCCAUAAUUGAAUAUCCAGAGAUUCCCUAUGGUAUAUUUUUUAUUAUUGGUAGUACUUUCAAAGGAUUUCAUAUCAGAUUUAGGGAUAUUGCCAGGGGUGGCAUAAGAAUAGUCUGCUCAAGGACUCAAGACAUUUUUGACGUAAACUCGAAAAGUGUCAUCGACGAAAACUAUCAACUGGCUGCUACACAACAAAAGAAAAAUAAAGAUCUUCCAGAAGGUGGCUCUAAAGGUGUCAUUUUACUUAAUCCAGGGUUAAUAGACAAAGCUGAAACAUUCAUCGCGUUUACACAGUAUAUUGAUGCAUUGAUUGAUAUUUUAAUUCAAGAUCCAUUAAAGGAGAACUAUAUUGAUUUAUUAGAUAAGGAAGAGAUCCUAUUCUUAGGUCCUGAUGAAGGCUCUGCUGGGUUUGUAAACUGGGCUACCCAACAUGCUCGUAAGAGAGGUUGUCCAUGGUGGAAAUCAUUUUUAACAGGUAAAAGUCAAUCAUUAGGUGGUAUACCACAUGACAAAUAUGGUAUGACCUCAAUCGGUGUCAGAAGUUAUGUAGAAAAAAUCUACGAUACUUUGAAUUUGUGGAAAUCAAAAAUAGCCAAAUUCCAAACUGGUGGACCAGAUGGAGAUCUAGGAUCAAAUGAAAUUUUACUCUCCAGCGACAAUGAAGUUUAUGUUGGUAUCCUAGAUGGCUCUGGUGUUCUCUGUGAUCCUAAAGGUAUUGACAAGGACGAAUUGAAGAGGUUGGCCUCUUUCAGGAAAACUGUAUCCAACUUUGACUUGUCAAAAUUGAGUAAAUUAGGUUUCUUUGUUUCAAUUGAUGAUAUGGAUAUUAUGCUACCAAAUGGAACCAUAGUUGCUAAUGGCACAACAUUUAGAAACAUUUUCCACACGCAAAUUUUCAAGUUUGUUGACCAUGUUGAUCUUUUUGUUCCUUGUGGUGGGAGACCUAACUCUAUCAACUUAACCAAUUUAAAUAGUUUUAUUGAUGACAAAACUGGUAAAUCCAAAAUCCCUUACAUAGUAGAAGGUGCCAACCUUUUCAUAACUCAACCAGCAAAAGUCGCACUAGAAUCUCACGGUUGUAUACUAUUCAAAGAUGCAUCAGCAAAUAAGGGUGGUGUUACCUCAUCCUCUUUAGAGGUUUUAGCUUCCUUGGCAUUAGAUGACAAUGAUUUUGUCAACAAAUUCAUUGGAAGUGAAGUUAACAAAACUACCACUAAGCUAUAUAAUAACUACGUUAAUGAAGUUCAACAAAAAAUCAGGUUUAAUGCACAACAAGAAUUUACACAGUUAUGGAAGGUUAACCAAGCAACAGGUAUUCCAAUAUCGGAAGUAUCCAACACCCUGUCGUCGACAAUUAAUAAGCUCAAUGACGAUCUCGUAGCAUCUGAGGAGUUGUGGUUAAAUGAUAUCAAAUUAAGAAAUUAUCUAUUAUUGAACAAAAUUAUACCAAACUUACUUAUUGAAGUGGCAGGCCCGAAGAAGAUUCUGGAAAAUAUCCCUGAAGCAUAUUUGAAAGUGCUAUUAUCUAGUUACCUGGCAAGCUCAUUUGUUUAUGCGAAUGGUAUCGAUGUGAAUAUUGGCAAGUUCUUAGAAUUCAUUGGAGAGUUAAGAAGAGAUGCUGAUAAUAUAGUCAAGCUAUAA